AACUGGUUUGAGCAGGAUCAUAUCCUGCAGCAUGUCUCCCCUAAUACGCCAAUUCAAUGGCCAAGCUAUAGUUGUAUUAACUUUGGCUUUUAGCAUAGCUUGGAGCACUCCUGCAUCUACUAACUUAGACUGGGAACAUUUGGAUAAAACCUGUCACUCUCAAAAAUGUGAUGAACAAUUGAAUAUCCAUUUCUUAGAAGACAUAUCCAAAAACAUGAAUCCGAAUAUAGAUCCUUGCAAGGAUUUCCAUCAAUAUGCCUGUGGCAAUUGGAAGAACCAUCAUCGGGAAGCAACGGUGCCGCUGUAUUCGGAAAAAUUAAUGCUAGGCAAAUUCCACAAAAUCUUCGCAGAGCAAAAAGACAGAGAGGAGCUGAAAAAUGAUAAAAUAUUCGAAAAAUUACAACACUACUACGAUGUAUGUGUAGAAGCAAUGGAGAAGGAGGACGUUUUGCAGUUGCAGGAGUAUGUUCAAGCAAUGAAAGCAUUGGAUCGUUUGCACUUAACCUCGGCAACAAAUUGGCCUAAGACUCUCAGGGAGUUGAAUGAGUAUUCAAAGCUGGACAUUUUUGUCUAUGGCAAUGUGGAACGCUUAAAUGUGCAUAUAUCACAAUUGAAUAUUUAUCCUCAUAAUACUGAAAAGGCCGCCAACCUAACUCAGGAGAUCUACGAUGUCUUGAGCCAUCACAAUUAUACCCAAGAGACCUUGAAGGAGUUGCAACAAAGUUUCUUGAGCCUCGAAGCAGAUUUGGCAAACAUGGUGAAUAACUGCAUCAGCAUUGCAAAACAUGAUGAGAAAUGUGGCUAUAGUACGGACAUGCCUUGGAAAGAGUUGUUGCAAUACAACUCUUCCCUCCAUUGGAAGUCGUUGUUUGCCGCCCAUGCCUUGGAACCCCAGAGUAUAGUGGCUGUGACCAAACUCAAUUCGAUACAUCAAAUUUUUCAUUACUUAGAUUCGCAAAAGCAGCAGUUUCUUUACUCCCUAACUCGCUUUCUUAAUCAGGUGCAUGGCCUAGCUCACAAUCUAAGAAGUGACAAAGAUUCACCAGCUUCCCAGGUAUGCCUGCAUCAAAUGCUAAGAAUAUGCCCGCUCUUCAUGAACUAUGUCUACGAGGAGGUCUACUAUGAUAACCAAAAGCGAUCAUUGUCCGAUGUGGUUAUCGUAAAGUUGUUUGAACAAAUCAAGCAUCAGCUGGCUGUUAAGUUAGACCAAAAUCCCUGGUUAUUACCAGAAGAUAGUGUGGGUUACUUUCGAGCCAAACUGCAGAUGCGUCAACUGAAUAUAGGCAAUGUCCCCCAGAAUGUUAGCCUCAGUUUCUAUGAACAACUUGUGGCAGACUUAAAGGUGGCCCCUGAGCAAAAUUUCUAUCACAAUCAUUUGGAGGCCCAACGUCAUUUCCAGAGUCUGCAAACCAAUUUAAGCUCUAUGCCAAGCAUUGCGAUUAGCUUUGAACUUCUCAGCCCCAAUCUGGCUGCUAUUGACUAUAAUUCUCCAUUUUGCAGUCAAAACUUAAUCAUUAUACCCUUCAACUAUCUGCAAGCUCCCUUCUAUGACCAUGAACUUUGGCCUUCGCUCUUGUAUGGCGACUUUGCCAAUACACUGGGUCAUGAGUUGGCACACGACUAUGAUGUUGACUACCUAAGAUUCGAUUAUGAAGGAAAUUACAAUGAUCAGCAAUCCGCUAAAAUCGCUGAAAAUAUGCAAUUUCAACAAAAUAUCAAAUGCCUUGAAAAGCAGCCCACAAAUUUCCUAGCUGAACGCAUAGCCGACAUUGGAGGCUUGCGUCUUGUCUUAAAUGCCUUUGUCAAGAGCUCCCAGUAUCUGAGGAAAAAUGGCAAGAUAUUCUUUCUGCAAUAUGCCCAGUUCUUUUGUGGUGGCGCCGAUGAAAAGCUAUUUGCACAGCAAGAUCCCACACAUGAUGUGGACAGUGUGCGUUUGAAUUAUACGCUAUCACAAUUUCGGGAAUUUGCAGAAGUCUUUGAGUGUCCCAUGGGAAGCCCUAUGAAUCCGAGUGAGAAGUGUACAUGGUGGUAGAUUUGCAGAAGUCUUUGAGUGUCCCAUGGGAUGCCCUAUGAAUCCGAGUGAGAAGUGUACAUGGUGGUAGAUUUGCAGAAGUCUUUGAGUGUCCCAUGGGAAGCCCUAUGAAUCCGAGAGAGAAGUGUACAUGGUGGAGAUUCAGAGAUUCAAACGAAAAGCUGAUUAUAAAAGUUUUGUGACAACAUUAAAAUUUCAAUAAAUUCAAAGUCUUUAUUUUAUUUUGUAAGCUUUUUAUACCCUCCACCUCUUAAUUUCGUCAUUCUGUUUGAAACUCCUCGAAAUAUUCCUGUCCGUCCAUCCGUCCGAUCUUGGAUCUUGACUUCUUCGGCCUCUAGAGGGCGCAGUUCUUAUCCAAUUUGGCUGAAAAUUUGCAUGAGAUGUUUUGUUAUGAAUUCCAACAACUACGUUAGGUAUGGUUCAAAAAGUAAUUGCGGAUUUUUCAUAUAGUCGGCGUAGACAAAUUUUUUCACAGCUUGUGACUCUGUAAUUGCAUUCUUUCUUCUGUCAGUUAUCAGCUGUUACUUUUAGCUUGCUUUAGAAAAAAAGUGUAAAAAAAAGUAUAUAUGAUUAAAGUUCAAUCUAAGUUUUAAUAAAAAUGCAUUUACUUUCUUUUAAAAAAUCCGCAAUUACUUUUUGGGCAACCCUAUUUGAACCCCAUAUUGCCAUUGCCCUCAAAAUUGGAUAUCAAAUUCGUUUUCUAAUCUCACUUAAACUCCUCAUUCCAAAAGUCAGCAAAUAUGUCCGGUUUGAAGUAUUGGCCCUAAAAACUAUGAAUAUUUAUUUAGUUCCACUCUUUAAGACCCAAACUGUCUUGGUGAGCAAAUAGGUUCUAUUUGGUGGUGGGCCGUUCCCUAGACAGUUGGCCCCUAAUGUUGAUCUCAGAUACGUGGUCUACUCCCAAAUACCAUAGUCGUCAAGCAUGACCGGCUUGGGGGUUUGUUUUGGAGGAUGGGCAUGGGCGGCCACUCAGUGAGUUGGAUUCGUGUUCUACUCUAAAAACC
Stomoxys calcitrans (stable fly) is the source of this 3036-nucleotide messenger RNA. Its product is annotated as endothelin-converting enzyme-like 1. Gene Ontology annotation, cellular component: plasma membrane. Gene Ontology annotation, biological process: protein processing. The coding region runs from base 32 to 2032 and encodes 666 amino acids. Gene Ontology annotation, molecular function: metalloendopeptidase activity. The transcript has a single exon. The record is from RefSeq and is a predicted model, not a curated record. NCBI's taxonomy places the organism in Eukaryota, Metazoa, Arthropoda, Insecta, Diptera, Muscidae.